Molecule: messenger RNA, 369 nt
Organism: Protopolystoma xenopodis
Lineage: Eukaryota; Metazoa; Platyhelminthes; Monogenea; Polystomatidea; Polystomatidae
Source: the annotation of a GenBank genome assembly
GAAAUGAGGACAGUCGAUGAGGACGACUCUGAUCUGGAAGUCCCUCCCGAAGCUAUUCUUCUGGACAGUGAUGACGAGCUUGUAGAGGUUGCCCUCAAAGAUACUGCGGAUUUAGCCAGGUCCGAGGCAGCAAGCUCAACCGACCCAGUCGCCUUAUCGCGGCAACAGCAAAAAUUGGAUCAUUUGCGUCAUAAAACUAAGGUGAUGAUAGAAAUGGCUCGUAUAGAUGAGAAGGGACAGUGCCGAGGGAGACGUAUCCGAGCUUUAGACACACCAGGACAUCAUCGGAGGAAGAAUUCUAAAGGCGCUUUGGCUUUUCGGGCUGGUAAACAUCUACGCAAAGCUCAAAAUUCUUCCUCUCUCGCAUAG